Pantherophis guttatus is the source of this 5507-nucleotide messenger RNA. It is a transcript of the gene PLPPR5, whose product is annotated as phospholipid phosphatase related 5. Gene Ontology annotation, cellular component: plasma membrane. Gene Ontology annotation, biological process: phospholipid metabolic process; phospholipid dephosphorylation; signal transduction. The record is from RefSeq and is a predicted model, not a curated record. Gene Ontology annotation, molecular function: phosphatidate phosphatase activity. Lineage: Eukaryota; Metazoa; Chordata; Lepidosauria; Squamata; Colubridae.
GAACUUUGCAGAAGCCGGCGGCGAAUCCUCGCCACCUCCUGAGGGGAAAAAAACAAAACAAAACAAAAACCCGGCCCGGUUGCCCUUGAAGAAGAGUUGCUGGGUCUCCAAUCUCAGGAUCAGCCGGGAUUUUUUUUUCUUGUUGCCUUUUCCCCCCCACGAUUUCGUGAGAGCGCUCGACUCUCCCCUCCAGGGAGGCGAUUUCGCAGCAUGGAACCCGUGGUACCCGCUCCGUCCCCGGGGGCGCCGCGCUAAGGCGGCGGCGCCCGAGCCAGCCCCCUUGCUUCCCCCACUCAAAAGUCCCAUUGAGAAAGAGGAUCGCGCGGGAACCCCUGAGCGGGCCGGCGCCUCGCCCGUUGGCUUCCCCCACCUCCCACCCACGCCUUCCCCCGCUCGCUGCGCCGGGAUCGCGGCGUCUAAAACCCGGCGGAGUUUCGGAACGCGAGCCGCCUCCUUCCUUCGAGCGGCGCGGGGGUGGGGGGCGCUGCCAGCGACCGGGCACGUGCUCGCUCUCAUUCCGAGAGCAGCUGUCCGGGGCCGGGCUCCCGCUCCACGUGCUGCCGGUCCCAGCGAGGGGGACGGCCCUCUCCCCUUCCCGGGGACUUGGUUGUACGCCCGGUGCUCCUCCUUCUCCUCCUCCUUCUGCUUUUCCUCCAGCUGCCGUCGCCGCUGCUGCCGCUGCUGCUUGGGACUAGCCGCCGCCCCCUUCCCCGGUGGAUGCCGCCGGGAAGCGGGCGGAGCGCGCAGCCGGGGAGGGGGGCUGCCGCGGCCGCCGGAGUACAUGCCAGUGCCCUCUCCUCCUCUUCCUACCAGAAUGCUUUACUUCCAGAUGGUGAUCAUGGCAGGGACCGUGAUGCUGGCUUAUUACUUCGAGUACACCGACACCUUCACGGUCAACCUGCAGGGCUUCUUCUGCUACGAGAGCGCCUACCGCAAGCCUUACCCGGGCCCGGAGGAGAGCAGCGCGGUGCCCCCCGUGCUCCUCUACUCGUUGGCGGCGGGGGUGCCAGUCUUGGUGAUUAUUGUUGGAGAAACUGCAGUGUUUUGCUUACAGAUGGCCACACGGGAUUUUGAAAACCAAGAAAAAACAAUAUUAACUGGAGACUGUUGCUAUAUAAACCCACUGGUGCGCAGGACUGUCAGGUUCCUUGGCAUUUAUGCAUUUGGACUUUUUGCAACAGACAUAUUUGUAAAUGCUGGACAAGUAGUAACUGGGAAUCUUGCACCUCAUUUCCUUGCACUUUGCAAGCCCAACUACACAGCUCUGGGAUGUCAGGAGUUUACACAGUUCGUCGGUGGUGCAGAGGCUUGCUCUGGAAAUCCUGAUCUUGUCAUGAAAGCCCGAAAAACUUUUCCUUCCAAAGAAGCAGCUCUGAGUAUAUAUGCAGCAACAUACAUCACUAUGUACAUCACCCACACAAUAAAGGCCAGAGGAACCAGGCUGGCAAAACCAGUUCUUUGCUUGAGCAUAAUGUGUAUGGCAUUUCUUACUGGUAUCAACAGAGUAGCAGAAUAUCGAAAUCACUGGUCAGAUGUGAUAGCAGGAUUUCUAGUCGGUAUUUCAAUAGCUGUGUUUUUGGUGAUAUGUGUGGUUAAUAAUUUUAGAGGUAGGCAACCAGAACACGAGCAGUCGCACAUGGACAAUCUGGGACAAAUGUCUAUGAUCAGCAUCCCUCGGGUAGAACAUUCUGUAGUAAAGAACCACCUCACAGCCUUUGCAGAAGUCACAUGAUGGAGAAAGGGAUGUCUACUCGCUACAUUGGACAUCAUCUCUUUUCACAGUUCACUCGUAAUGACUGAAACAAUUUCAAUAUUAAAGAAAAACUGAUUUGGUCUUAGAAUCUGAUCUAACAGCAUUAAAAUUUACAGCAGCCUAGGAAGAAUAUGCCUGAAUUAAGAAUAUUUUCCAACUCCAACCAAAAGCAUUGUACCAUUUAGGGAUUGGGUGGGGAAGAGUGAACCUCAGCAUGUCAUAUAAACAUACCAUUCCCCCUGUUCCGGCAUAUUUAUUUCCUAACUUGGUCAUGUAAGUAUUAGACUGUAUUCCAAGGAGAUCUGGUCUUUAAAAUUCAGCAUGACACUUAACUCCCAUUUAAACCGAUUUCAGUGUACACUUUUCUAAAAGAAUCUUAUCCAGAACUCAGAUGCCACUGGCACUUCCUAUUAUAUAUUUCUCAUACCACAUUUCUUAAGACUGGUGCUUCUGUUUUUGAAGAAAAAAAUGCCAUUUAUACUCUAAUAAGUAUUCUAUUGUUAUUUUAAAACAAAUUAUUUAUUUCGAUAUUUUCCUGACUUCAUGUGGUUGAAUAGUUGAUUUUGUAGUUCUUCAAAUGUCUUCAAUGUACCCUGUUGUUAGGAUUAGAAAUGAGAACAUGUAGACAUUGGGGUAGAUUAUUCUUUUACUAUCAAACACUAACUAAAGGUUUAUAACUCCAAACUUGUUGCCAGCAUAUUCAUAUACCUACUCAUUCAUAACAUACCAUUAUUGCUUUUUAUGGAUAGUAGCUAAAGGUUACGGGACUUAGAAAACACACUUGUCACAGUAGUUUUAAAGCCUUUGAUUCUGUCCUUUACAUAUUGGAAGAAAUAAUUAGAAUAUUCUUUGUUCCCAAUGGGGGCAGAGGAUACCACUCCCCACUCCUGCUUAGUGCUGAACCAGCAAUCACCCCCCCCCCGCCCCACGAUUUUUUAAACCUCAGAGAAUAAAAAAUCACAGAGCAAACGGAAGGGCAGCGGGUGAAAUGAAUGACAGAUAUUGCUAUCUUGUAACCAAGUCUUCCUCUUUCACCAGCAGAUGAAGCAGAAUUGUACAAUAUUUCUUCGUUUGCAUUUACGCAGGAUAUCUCUAUAAUCUCUACUCUGCAGUAGGUACAAUUAGAUUAAGGGACAAGAAUAAGGCACAGAUCAUGUACAGUGAUCUCAUCCCAUUGGCCUCAAAUAAUGUGUGCUUUUUGAGGAGCAGUUUUAAUAGUCUAAAUUCUCAAUAUUUGAACACUGUCUCUUGAUACGUUUGCUUCCAUUUCGUUUCUUCCACUUCCUAACUCCCAUCUCCACCUAAAAAUGUUCCAAUGCUAUGAUCCACCUUAAAUCUGGUCAUGGUGCAGUUAACACUUUUAGUAUAAUAGUUGCAAACAGGUGUCCUAUGGAACAUUAGUUCCCUCCUUUAUUGACAUGAAUGAAAAUUGAAUUUCGUCACGGUAAGAUCUUAUCCCAAAGACAUCUCUUCUACUAAUACAUGGAAUAUUCUCUAGCCUAAUCUAGCUUCAGUGCACAUAAUGGCCAAAAAUUGUUUAUGCCUUUCUUGAAAAUGAGAUAUAGGCUCCCAAAUAAAGUUAUUUCCACAUGAUGUUUCAAACAGUAGGAAAAAUAAAGCUGGGCUGUUUUACAUCUUGAAAGCCAAGAGAUUUAAUGUUUUAUAAUUUCUUUAAUUUGGAUUCUGUAGGUGGUGAGAGUCUUUGAAAGGUUUUGUUGAAAAAUGGUCUUCAAAAUAGUAUGAAAUUGAACCAAAGUAUUACCAUCCUUCCAAAUAUUUAUUCUGUAUCUCAGGUAAUCUUUUUGGAUAUGCCAGGAAAGCAUCAGACCAGAGAAUGAAGAGAGAGAGAAAAUAAGUCUAAUGCAUAACUGCAUAUAUGUUUUUUUUUGUUUUUUUUAAAAAACCCAGUGAUUAUAAAAUUCAACACAGUUUUACAGUGUGUCGCCAGUCUUAUUAAAAAAUCAAAUAUUAAUACCUUACUCACCAUGGCAAUCUAAGAUGGGUGGGAGGGAAUGCACAGCAUCACCCAUAUAAUUUACAUUUUCAGAAACUACUUAGACUUUUGGAUGAGUUCCAGCAUAAAUAAAAUACUUUCAAAUAACCCAUUUCACUAAAAAGUUAGACACACACUUGAUUUUCUUUCACUUAAAACAAUAGUACUUAAAGUGCUGUGCUUGGAUCAGGCAGUGUUCUUUCUAUUAAUUAUUUUGAACAUGCACAGAAUCAAACCCAACAGAGAGAGACAAUCCUGCUCUUUGGUGAUCAUUGAAACGCUAACUGUACCAUGAAAGUACAAAUGUAGUUAGUAAAAAGUCACAAAGGGUUGCAGUGUGUUUUUGAUACAAAGCUACCCAUGUUUUACCCUUAGAGAGAGUGCUUUACCCUAGACAAAAAGAUGAAUUCUGUGUAGUACAACUGCCAGUUUUUAAAAAGAUGAAUAUAGCAGAUCCGUGAUAAUCUACAAUUCUUCCCAUUUCAUUUUCUUCAAUAGAACACAGCCAAUUAAAUGAUACCAUGAGCAAUUAAAAAAAAUAAUAAGUUACAAUAGAAUCAUAUGGUGCAGCCUUUUCCUGAUAUGGAAAUCAUAUGGAAAUCAUGGUGCAGCCUUUUCCUGAUUUCCUACAUACAGAUACCACAGAAUGUAGAUAGGUACAAAUAUUAUUUGCCUUUUUUGUUUGUAAAUUAAAAUCUCUCUAAAUAUAAGAAACAAAAGUUACAAAAAUGUGGUUGCUGCAAUAUAUCUGUUAGGCAUAGGCUCCCUGACUUUAAAAUAUUUUUUUCUAUAAACUAGGUAAUAACUGCAUUAAGACUGAAUUUUUCCACCUAGUCAACCAACAUAGCUACAAUUCCUUUAUUUCUUACUCAUCUAAGUGAUCUCCCGCCUGCAAUCUGAAAUGAUUGGCUCUGCUGGAUGUUUAGAACCAUGAUUUUGCUGAUCAUGUCACUUGGCUCAAAAUACACCUUUGCCACAUAUUGCCAUCCGGAAAUGCAAACAACGCAACUGAGCUGGUUUUAAAUUCUUGUCUUCUAGGGAUAUUAAAAAUGCCUGACUUCUAGAUGUGAAAACCAAGUAUCUUUAUAAGCAUAUGCAGCUGACGUAUGGAUGUUUCCCAAAGAUUCUGUAAAACUGGAUAAUUUAAAAGUACAUUUACAAAGUACUUAUACAAAUGGAAAACUCAAGUCCUUUAACGAUGAAAGCGCAGCAGGUGUUACAACCACCACCACCUACUAAAGCAGUAUUUCUCAAACUUGGCAACUUUACAGUAUGUGAACUGCAAAGUCCAGAAUUCCCCAGCCAACAUUUUGGGAGUUGAAGUCCACACAUCUUAAAGUUUCCGAGUUUGAGAAACACGAAGUAUGUUUGAUACCAUAUCCCAUGUGCUCAUUACACUUAGUAUGUUUUCACUUCUUGGUAUAGUAUAGCAAUUUAGAAUCCACUUUACUUAAAAUUAUUCACCAUGAGGAUUUCAGGGAAAUCCUUGGUCGGUCAUUGCAGCACAGUAAUUCUGCAAAUUUUAUAUCUGAUUCAUAAGUUCAGGAAGAGACUCUUUUAUGUUAAAAGAAAGAUUAUUCUUUUUCAGCAUAUUGUCUUAUGUAAAUCAGCAUGUAACUGAGUCACUCUCAGGAUUUAUAACAGCCUAGUAUCGGGGUUAAAUUUAUCAUGUUAUCUUUGUGAACCAGCAGUAACAGGGUGGGAAAGAAACACACUGCUGUGUACUGUAUUUUUAAAGAAAAUAAAAUGAUUUUUUUUCAA